Messenger RNA from Anastrepha ludens (Mexican fruit fly), 1838 nucleotides. RefSeq names its product sideroflexin-1-3 (gene Sfxn1-3). Gene Ontology annotation, biological process: serine import into mitochondrion; monoatomic ion transport. The transcript is spliced from 8 exons. The record is from RefSeq and is a predicted model, not a curated record. Gene Ontology annotation, cellular component: mitochondrial inner membrane. NCBI's taxonomy places the organism in Eukaryota, Metazoa, Arthropoda, Insecta, Diptera, Tephritidae. Gene Ontology annotation, molecular function: monoatomic ion transmembrane transporter activity. The coding region runs from base 275 to 1270 and encodes 331 amino acids.
AAUCAAUAAAAAUUGUUACUUAAUUGAAUAUUUACAGGAAUGUAAACAAGAAAUGAUAUAAAGUGUAUCCACUUAAAUUAACUAAUACCAAAAACAGCUGAAUACAUAAACUGCAUACAUUUGUAUAUACAUACGACCAUACAUACAUAUGUAUAUAAAUCCUCAGUUGUGAAGCUAACCAAAUAUUUGCCAUAUUAAAAUACCCGUUUGUGAGAGAAAAAUCUAAAGCCUAAUCGUUGGGAAAGCGCCACUGCCACUAAUAAAUACGUCAAAUAUGUCAUCAACUGCAACAGCAACUGCGGCCGUCGCCAAACUGCCAGUCAUCGAUAUCGAUCAACCCAAAUAUGAUCAAAGCACAUACCUCAAUCGGGCCAAGCACUUCUUCCUUCUCACCAAUCCGCUCAACCUUUUGGCCAGCAAUGGGGAGUUGGAGCGUGCCAAACGUAUUAUUCAAAAUUAUCGCGCCGGUAAGCCGGUACCCGAGUGCAAGAGUGUUGAGGAGUUAUGGCGCGCCAAGUACUUGUACGAUUCAGCUUUUCAUCCGGAUACUGGAGAGAAGUCUCUGCUUAUUGGUCGUAUGUCGGCACAAGUGCCAAUGAACACCUUGAUUACAGGAUGCAUGUUAUCGUUCUACAAAACCACGCCAGCCGUCGUCUUCUGGCAAUGGGUCAAUCAAACAUUCAACGCUAUUGUGAACUAUACAAAUCGCUCUGGGAAAACACCCAUAUCCAAAGAGCAAUUAAUUACUUCAUAUGUGUUGGCCACUGGUGGCGCUUUGACCACAGCGCUCUCCCUCAACAGGCUAGUGAAGAACUUGAACCCACUUAUUGGACGCCUAGUGCCAUUGGCGGCGGUAUCCGCAGCAAAUUGCAUCAAUGUUCCAAUGAUGAGACUACAAGAAUUGAAGAAUGGUGUUACCUUGCUGAAUGAAAAGAACGACGAAUUGGGCGUUUCGAAGAAAGCGGCUGCUGUUGGCAUCACGGCUGUUGUGGCUAGUCGCAUUGCCAUGGCCACACCUGGAAUGUUUCUAACCCCUCUAUUGAUUCAAACAUUGGAAAAACGUGGCUUCCUCAAGCGCUUUCCAAAGGCUAGUGCACCCAUUCAAACCCUCUUCUGUGGUUUUGUUUUAAUUUUUGCAACUCCGUUGGGAUGCGCAUUCUUUAGCCAGCGCGCUUCGAUUGGGGUGGACAGAUUGGAAGAGGACGUACAAGAAAAGAUCAAAAAACAUAAUCCCGAGCUUACCGAAGUAUGGUUUAACAAGGGCUUGUAAGCAAAGAGCUUAGCUUUUUCGAAACUUUUUUAACUGAUUUUGCAUUUCGAAAGGACAAUAAUAUAUUCCAAUUAGUUUGUUGUAAGCUCUGAUAGUGGGGGAAUUUUGUUAGAAUAUAAUAUUUAAAAAAAAGUAUGGAAUUUAGUUUCCUCCAAGGAAUACUCGUACAUACAAGCAAAUGUACUAUAUGUAAAUCUGCAUAUAAACAGUUAUGGAUGUCUAUACGUUUUCAAAUACUUAUAUUAAUUUAGUAAUACACAAAUAUGUAUUUCUAUUAGCAGUCAAAUUGGAUACUCUCCAUAAUUUUGAUAGCGCAUCAUUGACAUUGCAUAUCUUUCCCAAAGCAGGGCUUCUGAAAAUUGUAAAGAAAUACCUCAUUUUAGAAAUUACAUUCGCUGUAUUGCUCUUGCUUAAUGAUAAUUUACUUAAUAUUACUUUAAAGUGUUUACUUCAUUUUUACAAAUGUUUGUAUGAAAAUUACUUAUUAAAAGGAGCAGAAAAGUGUAGCGUAGAUAUGUUAAUUAUUACAAACAAAAUAAAGACUAUUUUUGAAUUAAUGUAACUUCAA